GUCACCGCCGCCACCUCCCGCCCUCCUCUUGCCGCUCGGGCCGGCAGGUUCCACGAGAGAGCCCGGCAGACUGAGGGGGAAAGAGAGAGAGAGAGCGAGCGAGCGAGAGACAGAGAGAGAGAGAAAGAGAGAAAGGAAGGAGGGGAGGAGGAUUCAGGGAGUAGGAGCUGGGGAGCCCUGCUGCACACAGAGAGGUUCUGAUGGCUGGGUGAAGAGAGGAAAACGGCAGAAAGGUUGAAGCACUGUGAUACUUUUUUACACUUGGAAAGAAGCUGCCCUGUAUCUCUAAAGUUGAGAACACUGUGACUCCUCUAGGUAAUUACUUUUGGUGACUGUCUCCUCUUUAUGCAAUGUAUCAGUCCAUAUCUGAAACUAGACAUCCUCUGCAGUCAGAAGAACAGGAAGUAGGCAUUGACCCCUUGUCCAGCUAUUCACAUAAGUCUGGAGGAGAUCCAAGUCAAAAUGGGAAAAGAACAAAUUCUACCUUAGACUCUGAAGGAACCUUUAAUUCAUAUAUGAAAGAAUGGGAAGAACUAUUUGUAAACAACAAUUACUUGGCAACAAUAAGACAGAAGGGGAUUAAUGGGCAGCUGAGAAGCAGCAGGUUCCGUAGCAUCUGCUGGAAGCUCUUUCUUUGUGUUCUUCCUCAAGACAAAAGUCAAUGGAUAAGUAGAAUUAAAGAACUAAGAGCAUGGUAUAGCAGUAUUAAAGAAAUACAUAUCACUAAUCCAAGGAAAGCUGUUGGCCAGCAGGAUCUGAUGAUCAACAAUCCCCUUUCACAAGAUGAAGGAAGCCUUUGGAACAAGUUCUUCCAGGAUAAAGAAUUGCGGUCUAUGAUUGAGCAGGACGUCAAAAGAACAUUUCCUGAAAUGCAGUUUUUCCAACAAGAAAAUGUGAGAAAAAUUCUUACAGAUGUUCUGUUUUGUUAUGCUAGAGAAAACGAGCAGUUGCUUUAUAAACAGGGUAUGCAUGAGCUGCUAGCACCUAUCAUCUUUGUUCUUCACUGUGACCAGCAAGCUUUUCUACACGCUAGUGAGUCUGCACAGCCCAGUGAGGAAAUGAAAACUCUAUUGAACCCUGAGUUUCUGGAGCAUGAUGCCUACGCAAUGUUCUCACAGCUUAUGGAAACUGCUGAACCUUGGUUUUCUACUUUUGAGCAUGAUGGUCAAAAGGGAAAAGACUCUCUGAUGACACCUAUCCCCUUUGCUAGACCACAGGAUUUAGGGCCAACAGUUGCCAUUGUUACUAAAGUCAACCAGAUCCAGGAUCACCUACUGAAGAAGCAUGAUAUUGAGCUCUACAUGCACUUGAACAGACUAGAAAUUGCACCACAAAUAUAUGGGUUGCGAUGGGUGCGGCUGCUGUUUGGGAGGGAGUUCCCACUACAGGAUCUGCUGGUGAUCUGGGAUGCCUUGUUUGCAGACAGCCUCAGCCUGAGCUUAGUAGAUUAUGUCUUCAUAGCCAUGCUGCUCUAUAUCCGAGAUGCUUUAAUUUCUAGUAACUACCAGACCUGCCUCGGCCUUCUGAUGCAUUAUCCACUCAUCGGAGACAUACACUCACUGAUCCUUAAAGCUCUGUUCCUUAGAGACCCAAAGAGAAAUCCAAGGCCUGUAACUUACCAGUUCCACCCCAAUUUAGAUUACUACAAGGCACGGGGAGCAGACCUUAUGAAUAAAAGCCGGACCAAUGCCAGAGGUGCUCCCCUGAAUAUACACAAGGUCUCCAACAGCCUGAUUAACUUUGGAAGAAAGUUGAUUUCCCCAGCCUCGGUUCCAGGCAGCUUGGGUGGCCCUGUGCCCGGGAGCAACAGCAGCAGCUCUUUCUCUGCUGCCAUCCCCACCUCUGAGGAAGCCCCAAGGCAUCAUGUGCAGCAGCAGUGGCAGCGGCAGCAGCAGCGGCAGCAACAGCAGCAGCAACAGCAGCAGCGGCAGCAACAGCAGCAGCGGCUGAUGAAAUCUGAAAGCAUGCCGGUACAGUUGAACAAAGGCGACGUAGUUACAGGAAGCAGUGCUCAGAUCUCUGUUCCUGUCCAGGCUCUAACUGACCUCCAAGGGCAAAAUUCUAAGAUCAUCAGUCCAACCUCAAGCAUCGAGAGUUUGCCUGGGGGAAGAGAGUCCUCUGGCUCCCCACCUUCAUCAGCCUCUAAAAAGGAUUCCUUUUUCAGCAGCCUCGCACGUUCCCGCUCACACAGCAGAACUAUAGGGAGAAAAGAGUCUGAAGAGGAAUUGGAAGCCCAGAUUUCCUUCCUCCAAGGACAGCUGAAUGACCUAGAUGCUAUGUGCAAGUACUGUGCCAAGGUUAUGGACAUGCAUCUUGUUAAUAUUCAAGAUGUGGUAUUACAAGAGAAUUUGGAAAAAGAAGAUCAAAUUCUGGUUUCCUUGGCAGGUUUAAAACAGAUCAAAGACAUUCUGAAAGGUUCCCUGCGCUUCAACCAGAGCCAACUGGAGGCUGAGGAGAAUGAACAGAUUACCAUCGCGGAUGAUCACUACUGCUCCAGCGCCCAGGACCAGAGCCACCAAGUUCCUAGGGCCACCAAGCAGGCCCCUUCAGAGAUGCCGGGCUGCACAGGUGGAGGGACCCCCGAUGACUUCAUUCUGGUUAACAAAGAAGAUGAGGGGCGCAGUGCCAGGGGGGCCUUCUCAGGCCAGUCCCAGCCUCUUCUCGCCCUCAGAAGCACAUCUGGGAGGAACAGAGCAGCCUGCUCCCCACUGGUAUUCUCAGACCCCUUGAUGGGCCCAGCCUCAGCCUCCUCCAGCAACCCCAGCUCCAGCCCUGAUGACGACAGCAGCAAAGACUCUGGCUUUACCAUCGUCAGCCCCCUGGACAUCUGAGCACAGGGACCCGAGUAGUGGAGACCCUGCUGCUGAACUAACUUUUUUUCCCCAGCAUGCAUUUUGGCACUGGCACAACCCAUCCUUUAACAAGAGUUUUCCUCUUUUCGUGCCCUAUGUUCACCAGAAGUGCAGGUAGAGCUUUCCACCUGACCCCGUGACCCUUGCUCUGAGGUAGGGCGAAGUCAGGCGCCCAGCUCCGUGCCCACUGUCAGACAGACCACAAUCGCGCCACCGUCUUCCAUCCUCCUCCCCAGCAGCUCUUUGGGCUGCACCUAGUGGGAGGAGCUGCUUUCAGGACUUCCUGUUAGCAAGGCUUCGGCCGGCCGAUCUGGCAGCCAGCCUCCCUGCUGCCUUCAGAAGCCCUGCUGCACUCAGAGUGAACUGGAGAAGCAGGGGCUCAGAUUAGGACUCAGAUUCUGCACUCAGAGUGAACUAGAGAAGCAGGGGCUCAGAUUAGGACUCAGAUUCUGGUUUGACUCGAGUAUAUUUCCAGGCCCUGUGCUGAAUAAACUUCAGCCUCCACUGUUCUCCCUGAACCGCAUUUCACCUUCUAGAAUCUCCACAUGAAGCAUGAGGCGGCUGUAAACUACUGUGGCCUCUUACAAUGAGCAUCAUAAAGGGAAACCACAUUUCUACCACCAAGAGCCAAACCCCCACUGGGAAUUAGAUUUGGAGUCCCUUCUGUGGGAGCAGGCUUCCCAAAAAACAUUCCAGGUGCCAGAAGAGUACAGGGCCCCUACUCAGCCCACCCCCACACUGACACUCAGCUGUAAAGUCAUCCGGGUACUGCUUCAAGGAUGGUUCUGCAUGCCCUGUGCCCCUGCCUGGGCUGCCACGGGUGUGCCACCUCCUCUGCUGGCAGAGUCAGAGCUGUGCCGGGCACUCUUUCCUGCAAGGAGAAGAGCUUUCUGUGCCCAAGCUGGCACUCCACUGGGGACAAUGGGGACUGUUGGCAGAUGUAGCACCUGCUACACUUGCCUUGUGUCCCUCUCCGCAGAGCGCAGCAGCCUCUGGGCAGUGUCCCCCUCCUUCCCAGCACUGCCUUUCUCUGCAGACAAGUACAGUGAUGUGUGAUGCUCCUCCAUCUUGGAAACAGGGACACUAAAGUCCUCCCCUAUGAGGACUUCUUAGCUGUACUAGAUGGCAGGGCUCAGCCAGUGCCUCGGACUAGUCCUCUCAGCACUCUAAGGAGGCUAGUUCCAUGUCCCAUGAAGACAUAAGAACCAGGGCCACCACAUGGUGGGCAUCCAUCCUCCGAGGGAAGGUUACCAUCAGCCACUUCACAGAGGCAUCCGUACCCUUAGACCUAAGGAAGUAUUUACUCACCCCUCCAGGCCUUAUACAGUGCUGGCCAUGUCUAUCCCAGCUGAGACACUGUCCCCAACAUUCUCUCUGCUUUGAGAAGAAGGGUCAUAGCUGAGUGUUACUGUUUAUCCACGGAGCCAAGAAGGUGACAGGCUGAUUCCCUGCCGUUUGAAUGGGCAUUUCACAGUCUUUAACCUACCUGCCCUGCCCGUGCCCCAUCCUGUGCUGUGUGAGUGCCCCGUGAGAGCUCCUGGGUUCACACGGAGAUGUUUCUGUGGUCCCCAGUUAGCCCGCUUUUCUGCUUGGAGAGUGCUGUGUUUACUAGGUGACUUCACUCUUCCUGGUGAACAUUGCUUCCCUUUCUGUCCCCGACAUUGCUGGUGCAGAUUGUAUUCCUCCCCUGUGCGUUAUCAGGUACUCUGUCUAACUGCACAUUUUAAAACCCUGGAUAUUGAACUUUUUUCUUUAGCCACAUGAUAAUCAUCCAUUCUGAUCGCUCACAUUUUGAUUGUAGCAGCUAUUGUCAUUUACUUUUUUAAACAUGCCUCUGUUUCACGCAAUCCUCUCUGAUCAGAUUGGAAUUGUGAGUUAAAACAUUCCUGUGUACUCCAGAGGGUCACAGACUUGCCUUGUCUUACAGGUUUGCUGUGGUCGUCGGGCCUUCCUGGUUUAUUUCAUCAAUGAUGACCUGCUGUUCUGCGCUAACUGCAGCUUGAAAAGAAAAGAAAUGACCACAGUGCCAAAUAAGUAUAGCUCUAGAGCACAGCCUCUCCCUGGGACUUGCCUCCUCCUGUGUGCAGGGAUGGCUAUGUUAGACGAGCAUGCAGGGUUGGCUGUGCUGGACGAGAAUGCAGGUGCUGCCUUUAGUGGCAGGAGAGCUGAAGAAAUGCAAAGAAUCCCCUAGCCGUAGCUGCCAGUGUUGGUGCAGGUUGCUGUUUUUGUAACAGCUCUCCCAGUGGCCACUCAAGGACAAAGUGGGGAGUACCUAUGGCCCUGUGUCAGCCAGUUCUAUUUUUCCCCAGGACACAGUCUUGUCCUCUGCCUUUAUCCAGAGUGGGAGCUACUAGGACAUGGGAGCCUGGAGAAGAGGCUGUAUACACAGAGAGCUAUCAAGCCAGGCCUCUUCACUGAUCAGAUGCCUUCCUCCAUGCUAGGCAAAUCCUUUUUCUGGUAAGAAAUAACAAGUUCAUAUACCCAAUCUCAGGACCAUAUUGGGGUAGAAGUUGUAGUUCUGUUCAUGAGGCUCCAUUAUCUGCUUAACGAUGUCCUCAUGAACCUUGGUGCUGGAACUCAGGCUAAUAAUGUAGGAAACGACUCCUCCUUUGGGAGAGUGACCCCAUUCUUCCAAUAACCUAGCUCUGAGGUCAUGCAAGCACAGAAGCGCCUGGCCAGGUGGGGCUGGUGCUGUCCAUGGCUUGGCCUCACCUGCUUUUCCUUCCUUGGUAACAUGGGCAACCUUCACAGCCACCUGAGACUGCUUCCUUACCUGCAUGAUACCACCAAUGCUGUCUACCCUUGUCAGCCCAGCGAGGUUAAGACAUUGGAAGAACAGGUGUGAAGUGAGUGGCAGAGCCAUUGGGGAGGAUUGUGGUUCCGGAAGUGCCACUCCCAUUGACAGUGUGGGCUACAGAGGCCUUUUGAUGUGGGGUCCCUCCCCAUGGCAGUCUCCUGCAGCAGAGGGUUUGCCACAGGGUAGGAAUGGGGAGGUCAGAGCACUUUACAUCUUAAAUGACACAUAGGGAGGACAGAGUGGGGGGCACCUGUAGUUUAGAUGAAGCCCAGGAGCCAGCAAGUGAGCAGUCAUUUAGCAUGUGCUCAGGCAGCUUCAGGGUCCCAGGCAGCCAGUGAUGAAAGCAUGGCCCAGGAGCCACAAGCCCUCAUAGGCACAGGGAUUAGCUCACUGGACCUUUGGGGCCUUCUCCAGACCAGUAAUAGCCACACAUGUGCCAGAAGUGCCUCACCCCUGUCUCCAACUGUCCUUCUACCUAGUUCAGCUCUCUACCUGAGGACUUCACUUAGAGGCUCUGGUGUUUGAGCCCCACUUCUACCUUGGGAACACCCUAGGCCAGUACUGGCUGUUUCCCUUUGGGUUGGGCUUGUUUUGCUGGUUCCUUCCCAUUGAGCCUCCUCCUGCAACUCCAUUCUUCCUGUUUCCAAACUAAAGGCUGAGCCUGGUUUAAAAGGAGGAAGAUACUGCUAGGUAGAGCUAUCAGCAGCCCCCGGGCAUGGCUAGAAAAAGCUAUCGGGCAGCCCUGGGGCAAGGCAGGGCUGCCCCUGCUCAGGACACAGGAACCAGUAAAAGCCAGGGCAGCCCCUCUUUGUGUGAGUUUUGGAAUCCAGGUCUACCCAUUUGCCAGCUGGUCCUUAUGGAGUUGCUUCUAGCACUCCAAAGUGGACACUUUGACUGGAAGCCAGCCUCUGAACUCUAAACACAUCUGUUGUAAGACAGAUGUGGGAAGAGGCAACAUUUCUACACGGGGGAGGUGGGCUCCCAGGCAGGGGGCUCCCUCUACAUCUGCUCGCUUUUGUCUCCAGAGAUACAGCUGGAUUAUCUCAAAGAGGGAGACUGCCUGUGUGCUAAAGACACAACAGCUCCUUAAAUUCCAGAAAGGGCAGGAGGGCCAUUCCUGCAUUAGGAGAAGCUCCCAUAGGUGAAGGAGCCCAGAUGAAGGCCUCCAUCCAGUCUGGGAGGAGAGUCUGUGUUGAGCAGUGGGCACACCUUCCUGCUCAGGAAAUGCUAGGCACUAGUUGCAUGGUAGCUUCACAGUGGCUGCAGAGGUUAUAUUCCCCCCAGAGGCACUUGAUAUGAGGGGUGACUUCACUCUGUGACACUCUGGAGCACACUCAGACCCCCCAAUGACCAUGGGAAGCCAGUGUCAGAAUUCUGGCUGUAGUUAAGAAAAUGAGGGGAACUAGUGGGAGUACUACACACCUUUAAUCCCAGUACUCUGGAGGCAGAGGCAGGUGGAUCUCUGCGAGUUCGAGGCCAGCCUAGUCACCAAAGCAAGUUCCAGAAUAGCCAGGGUUGUUACACAGAGAAAGCCUGUCUCAAAAAAAGAAAAGAAUAAAAAACAAAAAUGAGGGGAUGGGGCUGCAAUGGGUACCAUCCUUCUACCAAAGAAUUACAACCAAUUAAGCCCACCAUGCAGAGAUGGUCAUUCACCUCAACCUUCCCACAGUACCCUUGACCCUCAACAUGGCAUAGCGAGUUCCUGAAUUCUUGUUCCUACCCCUGAUCCACGGCUACUGAGCUGCCAAAGCCAGGUCCUGCUGUCCCGUUCAUAGCCUCCCUGUCCUCCAAUUAGCCCAUUGUAGAUAAGGCCUUGUCCCUAUCCAUUACAUGUGCCUCACUCCUCGAAGUCUCCAGCUCACCUUCCUCUAAAGCAGAGGCAACCUCAUCUUCGCCCCAGUAUGUUCCCACCCCAGCCUGUUCUGCCCACCCACACAGUAUCCUGAGCUAGCACACUGUGGGGAGGGAGGCACGUCCUGACGGAAUAUGUAUUGCUGACACAGACAAGUCAAGAACUCCAAAGCCUCAGUCCCACUCAAGUGGAGCCUUCCUCUGAGUCCCAGUGUGAGUGAUUAUGUUUGGUUGGCCAGUGUGUGCAAAGAUGCUUAUAACCCAAGACUGCUCACCUACAGAGGCCUCCAUUAGAGAUUGCAUAACUUCUCUCUGUGCUGUGCCUAAUAAACACGCAGCAGCUGCCGGGUGGGGCGGUCCCCUCCCAACUUUACCAUGUCUGUGUGUUUGUCCUUUGUUCAUUCCCUUAUUUCCCCUAGUCAGAGUUCCAGGACCAAAGUCACACAAAGCAUGGCAGACUGUACAGACAAGGUGUACCGCUAGGCCUUCCCUGGUUACAUCCCAGGCAAACUAAUUGGUGGAGGUGGUUUUAAGAUUUGGGAAGGGUAGUUCUGCAGCAGUGAGUAGCUUUCAACCAUGCCCAAGCUGGCGGGACUCAUCCAGAGCUCCUGUCCUGAGGCCAUGGGUCUUCCUCAGCCUUCCCUCCCACCACUGUGCAGAUUCACUUCCAAGUCAGCAGUCACCAUGCCCUCCUUGAAAAGAGGGCCCACACGGUAGCCUCUCCUUUAUUGAGGAUCUGCCUGGGACUAGAGACUUGCCAUGAAAAGAUGGGUCUCUAGCUUUUGGGAACUUGCAAUAAACUAUAAGUAACCAGUAAACCAGUAAGAUGUAGCACUCAGCAGAUGAGCAGAAGGCAGUAGUGAUGGUGUAGAAAGUCCGCUGCUCCAGCGGGAACAUGGCAAAGGCCAAAGCCGUGGGACAAACGCCAGUGUUGGGAGGUGUUAGUGUCUGUCAGGCCUGCAUGCCUUGUCACCCUGGAGAUGCCGGAGUUAUGUCCAGUCCCCCUCCCAUUUAAGAGGGACACUGGCGGGGAUAUCACUGUGCCUCGUUUCCCCAUCUCUAGGGUGGGAUGCUUGUAUUGCCGGCCCUGCAGCAGUGGUGUAUGUGAUUAUACCUGGUUGUCACCCACGUAGCUCACAGGGCAGGUUCUCUAUGGCGGUCAGACUGUGCCAGUGAAGCCCAGAAUGCCAUCAGCUUCUGGGUUCAAGGCUCUGCAUGACAGCAGCAACUUCCUGGGUUUAAUCACAAAAGCCUGAGCCGGAGCCCAGACCCGAUGGCUGGCCAACUAAAGAGGGAAACCACACUGGAGAGAUGGCUCUGCAGUGGAGACCCUGCUGUUCCAGAUGCCCCAGGUUCAAGUCACAGCUCUCAUGGCAGCUCACAACUGACUGUAGCUCCAGUUCCAGGGGAUCUGACAUGCUAACACACACAGGCAGGCAAAACACCAAUGCACAUAAAAUAAAAAAACAUUUCAAAAAAAAAAAAAAGAGGUGCCAGGCCAGCAAAUGCAUGAAGCAGAGCAGCGUGACAGUGGGAGCUGCUGGCUUCUCAGAAUCCUGUUUCUCGGAAAUUCACAGAAAGUCUGUGGCAGGCCUUGCCGAGAGGCUAGCCACAGGGUCACCUAGAGGUGGUCAGGCAAUAGCCAUACUUCACCCCACCCCACCCCUGAGCUGAUCUGGGGACUGAGGCAUGCAGAGUGCAAAUUUCAGAGCCACCCCUCCUUGGAAUUUGGUUGGCCAGGAAACGGUGGCCACCCACCACCACCAAGCCUUUUCUCCAUCCCAUCAUGAAAAUAAGUUGUCUCCCUCAUUAUUAUAUGCUUAUUCCAUUGAGAUUGUUUUUAGAUAUGCAUAUCUUUUAAGAUUUCCAUAUGGCGCCGGGCGGUGGUGGCUCACGCCUUUAAUCCCAGCACUUGGGAGGCAGAGGCAGGCGGAUCUCUGUGAGUUCGAGGCCAGCCUGGUCUACAAGAGCUAGUUCCAGGACAUAAACCAAAAGCUACAGAUAAACCCUGUCUCGAAAAUCCAAAAAAAAAAAAAAAGAUUUCCAUAUGGAUUUUCAAAAGGCCUGUUAGCUGUCCCUCCCCAUAGUCCCUCCUUUACCCUGCCCUCUCAUUCCCCUAUUUAAUCCUAGUUUUUAAUUUAAUUCUAGUUUCCUGUUUAUCCUUUUAUAAUACCUGUUCUAUUCCCCCUCCCCCAGCUCAACACCUUGUGCCACCAAGGAAAAUCAGUGUCAGGAGUGGAUUAUUUUUUGAAUUAUUAGCCAAAAGGGUCCCAUAGCCUUCCCCAGAACAUGAGACGAUUCCCAGUGCUCUUGUUACUGUCAGAUCCAAAAGAACUCCAUUUCCCCAAAUUUCAAAAGACAGAAGAGACGACUGUCUCUUCACCUCCUCCCCUACCCAAGACUCCCUUAGCUUAUGACGUCCCUCCCGCAGCCCUUCUUCUCCAGACCAGAGCAAGCCUGUUCAACAGUUUCCUCCACAACCUCUGUCCUGGGUCAGGUAGACUGGUGACUCUGUCAGGAGGCAGGAAAGCAAACAGAAGAGCCAGGGGAGGAGCCAUGGACUAGGCCUUUCAAAGUGAACUGUUCCCAGUCUAGCUACAGCUGCUUGGUUCAUACUCCUUUUCUUGGUUUUAUUUAACUCUAAACUGCUUCUUUCUCAUGUCUCUAAAACUUUUGCUAAAAUAUAAAUGUUAUGUUGAGAUUUGUAAGACUGUUGUUUAAACGCUCUCAUCUCAGGAUUUUUAAGUUCAUUGGGUGUGGUUUUAAGUCUUUAUAAAAUCUUUAGCAAAAAGUCAGCUUAAAACUUGUAAAUUAAAAGGUUAAUAGUUUAAAAUAUAUACAUAUGUAAUUUUACUAUAUGUAACUUGGAUUCAACUCUUGUUUAGGAUAAAAGGAUGUUUGGUUUUGUUUUUGUUUUUGUUUUUUAAGAAAAAAUGGGUGUGUGCUGAUUGGCUCACCUUGGAGUAAAUAGCAACGUUGUGACUUGCUGACGUUUUCACUAAACAUUUUAAAUAAGGAACAACAUAGUUCUCUUUUAAUAAAUAGGGCUUAUAAAUUCCUCAAGACUAUUCAGGCUGACAGAAACGGAUUUCAGGAUGUAUGUCCAGCCUCUUUGUCUUCUCUAACUUUGUCACACUUUAGCUAUUUGGAUAAACUGAUUCAUACAAGAAACUGCAAU
This is a messenger RNA of Microtus oregoni (creeping vole), 10678 nucleotides long. It is a transcript of the gene Tbc1d5, whose product is annotated as TBC1 domain family member 5. The transcript is spliced from 24 exons. NCBI's taxonomy places the organism in Eukaryota, Metazoa, Chordata, Mammalia, Rodentia, Cricetidae. Gene Ontology annotation, molecular function: GTPase activator activity. The record is from RefSeq and is a predicted model, not a curated record. Gene Ontology annotation, biological process: activation of GTPase activity. The coding region runs from base 351 to 2831 and encodes 826 amino acids.